Molecule: messenger RNA, 300 nt
Organism: Triticum aestivum (bread wheat)
Lineage: Eukaryota; Viridiplantae; Streptophyta; Magnoliopsida; Poales; Poaceae
Product: B3 domain-containing protein Os03g0212300-like
Exons: 3
Coding region: 46-300 (84 amino acids)
Molecular function (GO): DNA binding
Source: RefSeq, a predicted model, not a curated record
UUUCGCAGGCAGUGGGAUGUGCAGUUGGCGAUCAAGAAGGGCCACAUGUACUUGUCUCGUGGGUGGGAGAAGUUCUACCGUGCCUACGACCUGCAGCUGGGGUACUUCCUUGUCUUCAGGUACGACGACGACGCCAACAUGCUCAUCGUGAAGGUGUACAACAAGACUAUGUGUCACAUGCACUACGCUGCCGAUGAUGAUGCCGGUAGGAGCAGCAGCAGCGACACUGGCUACAGCCAAAGCAGCAGCGACUAUGGCUGUAGCGAAAGCAGCAGCGAUUCUGGCUGUAGCGAAACUUAA